This is a messenger RNA of Cetraspora pellucida, 252 nucleotides long. NCBI's taxonomy places the organism in Eukaryota, Fungi, Glomeromycota, Glomeromycetes, Diversisporales, Gigasporaceae. The record is from the annotation of a GenBank genome assembly.
UUGGUUGCUAAUUCAGAAUAUCAAAAUAAAGGUGGUAACAAUAGUAGUGUUGAUGAUAGUAGUUUAGAUAAAAGUGAUAAAAAUAGAAGUAAAUAUAAAAGUGAUGAAAAUAGAAGUAAAUAUGAAAGUGGCAAAAAUAGAAGCAAAUAUAAAAGCAAUGAUAAAAGUGAUAAAAGUAUAAAUAAAUAUAAUAAAGAUAAAAAUAAUAACAGCAAAGAUAAAAAUGAAAAUGAAAAUGAAAAUUAUAUUUGA